Cinara cedri is the source of this 2253-nucleotide messenger RNA. The record is from the annotation of a GenBank genome assembly. NCBI's taxonomy places the organism in Eukaryota, Metazoa, Arthropoda, Insecta, Hemiptera, Aphididae.
CGCAUCAUCGAUUUUUAAAUGAACUAAUUCAGUAUUUGUCAGUCACGCAUACAAAUAUUUCUUUUACAUUUUUUACUCAUUUUAAGCGUCGAGUUAAAUGUCAAAAAUGAUCGAAAUGGAGUCUCAUCAAUCGAAUUUACCGAAGGGCCCUCGAACAUUGACUCUUACAAGUGACGAUUCUGGCUUCGGUUUUACCUUCCGCCGCAAAUACAGACGGUGCUCUGGCAAAAUUAAUGGAUUUUUUUUUCCUAAUGAUAUCCCGAAGGUUACGUCUGUAAUCGAGGGUGGAGCCGCUCACCGAGGAGGGCUUCGUGCAGGAGACAGGAUAUUAAAAAUGUAAGAUAAUAAAAAUUGUCUUUGAAAAAAAAAAAAAUAAUAAUAAAUUUGUGUAGAUAGUUGUGACCUACUUUUUUUAUUCAACUAUAAUAAAUGAAUUUCUGCUUGUUUUGCAAACAAUCCGUAAUUUAAAAUUGUUAUUUUUAUUUUCAUAGAGGUGACAUAUUAUAUAAUAAAUUUGAAGUACACGAAAUUCAAGAAUUGAUUGAUUCAUGCGUUGCAGGCAAUAAAACUUUGGAAUUGAAAAUUAUCACACCAUUGGUAUGAUUUUUAUUAAAUUGAGUGACAUACCAUUAGUCUGUUGUAUUGAUCUUACAACAUGAAUCUUUAUUUGUAAAGUUUUCUUUACUCUCAAAAUUUUUAUGAAAUAUACUAUUUUGAGAAUAUUAAUGAAAAUGUACAGCUUAAAUUAUUUUAAUUAUUUUAAUGUUUUUUAACCAUAGAAAUUAUGAUUAUUGGAUAUUUUCACAAACAUAAAAAGAAAACUAACUUGAAUAUUUUGAACGAAAAACCCAACAUUCAACAAGGGAAAUUAUUUAUUUGCUUUUGCAAUUUUGCAUAUUUGUAUUGAUUGAUUAAAAAAUGUUUAAUUUAUACUAAAGCGGUUUUCAUGACCUACCGAUUGCCCAUGGUUUGAACUUUGCAUAAUGUUAGAACUUUAAAAAACUAUAAUUUUGAAAUUAUAUCAGUCCGCUCAAUUCUUACUUCACCAUUGUUAAAUCGACAAUAUACACAUGUUCAAAACAAAAAAUUGAAAUUUUAGAUUUGUUCCACAUAAUUUACUUGAAAGAUUUUCGUCAAAAUUUUAUAUUAAAAUUCCUUUAUAAAAAAAAUACUACAUUAAACUCAAUUUUUUUUUUUUUGAUUGAUUUUUAAUUUUUCAAGCGGUUUUUAUCAUGAAAAACCUGGAUAAAGUGUCGAUAAAACGAAUAAAAAUGUAGGUAAUAGUAAAAAAAUAUUAUGACCUUUUUAUUUUUCUAUGUACAACUUUUUUACCAGCAAUUUUGUUCAGAUUUAAAAUGAUAGCACUUUUUCUAAAAGAAAAUCUGACAAGAAAGGUACCUUAAGGAGGUAAUUUUGAUUUCCCCAGGAGUUUUUCCAAAAAAUGUAAAAAACCGGGAAAAUAGACAUAAAUAGACAAAGUAUUACUUUAAAUAAAUAUUGGUGUUAACAUUUUUAAUUUUCGUAACUAAUAACACUCGACUUGUGACUACUCUUCCUCUCUCUGAACACAAAAGUGAAAUAUCCUGUCAAAUGGCUGAAAGAGAUGAAAAAUGUUAAUACCAAAAUUUAUUUAUAGUAAUACUUCGUCUAUUUAUGGGAUUUAUAAUAUAAGUUUUCCUUUAAAAUACUAUAGUUUCACCGAAGGAAUACCUUAGAAAAAAAUGCCGUAUAAUUAUACUAUUUUCCUGUUUGUUGGGAAAAAUCCUGGAAAAAUCAAAAAAUAACUUUCUUAAAUUACCUACUCAGUCAAAUUUCUUUACAGAAAAAGUCCUUCAUUUGUAAUUUAGAGCAUGAUUUUUGAAAGAAAAGUUGUUUACAGAUAAACAAAAAAAAAGUAAUGAUAAUAAACAUUAUAAAGCCAAUACAUUCCUUGCUCAACUUAGAAUAGGGUAAGGACGUUUACUGAAUCAUCCUGUACUUAUUCCUGUAAAUAUUAUUGCAUAGUCACGUUUUUAGUUUGUACAAAGUUUUUUUUAUAAUAAACGGAUAUAGAGUGGGCAUAUAGUACAGUUAAUAAAUUACAUAGGGAAUUAGUUAACACAUUUGUGAACUAAAUAAUUGUUUAUUUUUAUUUAAAUUUACAGGCCUUUCAAAGAGCAUUCUAUCAAAAUAUGUCAUUUUUUAAAAAGGUGGAAAUGAAUGUCUUCUCUCUCGGUUUGCUUUAUUUUUAGGCCAUUUCUACACAAUGGAAAU